This is a messenger RNA of Saccostrea echinata, 1433 nucleotides long. RefSeq lists its product as uncharacterized. NCBI's taxonomy places the organism in Eukaryota, Metazoa, Mollusca, Bivalvia, Ostreida, Ostreidae. The record is from RefSeq and is a predicted model, not a curated record. The coding region runs from base 5 to 1321 and encodes 438 amino acids. The transcript has 10 exons.
AAGAAUGGUCUACCUCCUACUAGUUACACUUCUUAGUAUACUAGGGACCUUUGCUAAAGGAUGUACCCAUACGGAGAUCAUUAAUUGCUUUAUGCAACCAUCACUACUAAAUUAUACACACAAGAUUAACUCACCAAACAUUUUAAGGAUACUGAAAGCUCAGGAUACUGUAGAGGAAUAUUGUAGCAUAACAAAGGGCUUAACAUCAUGUCUACAGGACGUCAAAACAACAUGUUUAUCUACAAACAGAAUCACUUUAUCAAUAGACAUGGCGCUUUCUCUGAUAAACUACCUGUGUUCAGAGGGAAAACGAGAUUUCAUUGAUCAUUUUCAAUGUGUGAUUCUCGAUCAUAUCCAAAAUGAAACGAGUUUUAAGAGUUGCCAAAAAGAUAUGUUGGAUUUAUUCGAUUCUUUCAUAGAGGCCCAAAGAAGUGGUAAUAAUAAUUAUGGCAAAAUAUGCAGAGCAGCAAAUAAAAUUGUAACUUGUAUGGAAGAAGAAGGAAAAAGAGUAUGCAGUGACGAAGCAAGCAAGGUUAUGCGAACAAAAACGGAAGCUGCGAUUCAGCCAUUGAUGAAGGACAUAUCGUGUGAAAAUAAGACGCUACUACAUGUGCAUGGAUGUAACAAAGACGGAUUUUCUAACUGCCUAAUACAGUCAUCUCUACCAGAUUUCAUAAAGGAAAUAAGAUUAAUGAACAAUUCAAAGAUUUUAAAUGCUCAAGAGACUGUUGAUGAAUAUUGCAGUAUCAUAAGGAAGCCCAGCCAUUGCUUGGAAGACAUCAAGACCACAUGUCAUUUUACAAACAGCAUCUCUCUUGACAUAGAUAUCAUGCUUUCUGCUGAAAACUUCCUGUGUUCUGUAGGAAGACAAGGCUUCGUAAAGAACUUUCAGUGUGUGAUGUACGACCUUCUCCUUAACAAAGGUCUUGAUUUCUGUACAAAAACUUACAUGGCAAAACUAACGAGAAACAUAAUUGAGGCAGAUGCAAGUGGUUCUGGCAUUUCAAGCAAAGUUUCUGAAAAUCUAUGCAGAGCAGCAAAUGAGACAUUUAGUUGUUUUCAAGAGAAAAGCAGGACAUUGUGUGGUGAGGAAGCAGGAGCAUUCACGAAUGCUUACUUUGAAGCAAAAAUCCGACCAUUGAUGUCAAAUAUUACAUGUGAAAAUGGUUAUUCUCCAAGAAAAUAUCUCAGCAAUGUUUAUAUGGACCAGCAUGGUGAAAGUUCAAGUACCAUAACCUCUCCUACUCUGGGAAACAAUUGCUUUUUCAUACUUAUCCAAACUUUCGUAUGGGCAUUUACAACUGAUAUUUCAUUACAGUAGAUUUAACAUUAAAAAGUCCAACAUUAUUUGCUUGGAUUGUUCUGUAAAAAUAGUUGUGAAGAUAAUGAUCUCAAGUAAAUAUAAGUCGUGAAAUAAAUUGCACAUUUUUUCU